This is a messenger RNA of Polistes dominula (European paper wasp), 1232 nucleotides long. Its product is annotated as mpv17-like protein. Gene Ontology annotation, cellular component: membrane; cytoplasm; mitochondrion. NCBI's taxonomy places the organism in Eukaryota, Metazoa, Arthropoda, Insecta, Hymenoptera, Vespidae. The record is from RefSeq and is a predicted model, not a curated record.
GUCAGCAUUUGUAUUACGAAAGAAUAGUUGUUGAAACGUCACAGAGAAACAUAUCAACUUUAACAUAUGAUCUUUCUUUUUGGAUCAUGCAUGAUGCAUCUUUAUAAAAAAAAAAUGAAAGACUCGUCAUUAAUCUUUACAAAGCUUGCUCAACAAAAGUUGAAGUAUUACCAAAUUCAACUAAGCUGUAAUUAAGGAGUACCACUAACAAAUAUCAAGGACAGACAAGAAUGGAUCGACUAAUUUCGUAACAGACAGAAAUUUUGCGCGUAUCGCGCAUAAGUCAGUGAUUAUAUAUAUACAUAUAUAAAAAAAAUAUGCGGAUAAUUUUGGUUAAAUUCCGUGAAGUAUCACAAAAAUAUCCCAUAGUACGGGGUAUGGCAUCUUACACCAUUAUAUGGCCAACUGCAAGCUUAUUUCAGCAAAAAAUAACAGGUAGACCAGAAUUGAAUUAUCCUGAAGCGUUAAGAUUUAGUUUGUAUGGUGGCUUUUUUGUAGCACCUACUUUAUAUUGUUGGUUAAGAUGCGCCUCACAUUUUUGGCCAAAAUCUGAUUUUAAAUCUGCGAUUACAAAAGCAUUAGUAGAACAAGUUACAUACACUCCAACAGCAAUGUGUUGCUUUUUCUUUGGAAUGAAUUUCCUUGAACAAAAGUCUGUUUCAGAAUGCAUUGAAGAAGUCAAACAGAAAUUCUGGCCAACUUACAAGAUCGGAGUAUGCGUAUGGCCUAUUUUACAAACUAUUAACUUUGUGUUAAUUCCAGAACACAAUCGUGUAGUUUAUGUAAGUAUUUGCAGUUUAAUGUGGACAUCUUUCCUUGCCUAUAUGAAAGCACUUGAAACUAAAAGAAAACAACUAGAAAUGGGAAAUAGUACAAAAACAAUGGAAUUUUUAGAUACUCAAUCUGUGAUUGAAUCUAUUGAUCAAAAUACAUCUACAUCUUUAUGACGUUAGUUUUGUAGUUAAAAUUUUAUAAUACUAGAUUAAUUGAUUUGUAUAAAAAAUUGUAAUUUCCAUAUGCUUACGUAAAGAGGAAAAUUCCUUUUUAUAUUUUAUUUAUGAGUAUGUGUAUGUUAUUAUGGAAAAGGAAGGUAACAGAAGAAAGCAAAGUUUUCAACUCAAGAUUCCAUAUAUUAUAUUUAUUACAAAUUUUUAGCAUAAUGAAAUACUGUCGAGUUGAUCCAUAGCUAGUCACUUUAAUAAAUGUAAAAUACUUUUUUUAUCCUAGAAUAA